This is a messenger RNA of Hymenoscyphus albidus, 842 nucleotides long. The record is from the annotation of a GenBank genome assembly. NCBI's taxonomy places the organism in Eukaryota, Fungi, Ascomycota, Leotiomycetes, Helotiales, Helotiaceae.
AUGGAUCUGCAACCCUGGAAACAGGAUAUAUCCAAUAUCGCCUUUUGGAUCGUCCAACAAUCACGUCAAAUCUCCAUCAGUGGCUCAACACAACAAGCCUCUCAAUUACUGGUUCCACCGAUAGAUAUGCUUGGGUAAGUCGUCAAGUCCUGAUAAAAACCCAAGUGUUGACAAGACCAGAUACAACCAACUCGCACAAACGCAUGCAUGCGUCCAAUCUGCACUUACAAGUUUCCAAGCAUACAUACAGUAUCAAACCUCCAAGACUGUGGCGGUCAAAGAGCUUUACCUCUCGCAAUCCUGUUUGGUGCUGACGAAGUUGCAAAAUGAGGUUAAUAAUUUCUCGCUUGGGAAUGCGGAUGCGAUUGUCAUCGCUUCGCUUAUAUUAGCUGCGCAAGCUCAAGAUUGGUAAGUAUUAUAAUCUCACCUUGAUUGAAAGGAAGUUUGACUGACAUGUAUCAGGGAGCAAUGGGUUGUAUUUAUGGAAGGCUAUUCAAGUGUAACUUCAUGCUGCAGAUCAUCGAGAACGCAAAUACAAAAACUGGCUUCCCCAGGCUCUAAAACAAAUCAAACAACACACCACCCAAACCAUCUACCCAGACCUCCUAGGCGACCCUUUCCCACCCCAACACAACCCCCCUCCAACAACCAUCCCCACAAUCCCACCUCCCAGAAACCUCGAAGCAAUGCACCACCAAAUCCAAACAAUCCUAACCGCAAUACGCGCCACCAACCCCCUCAUCAGCACAGAAACCUGGCAUCACACCGGGUUUCAGGACUUGGAACAACUCGCUCUCACACUUACCGAUGCUCUCCAGCUUCAAUAUCCCCUGGAAAUAUGA